Solea senegalensis (Senegalese sole) is the source of this 3853-nucleotide messenger RNA. RefSeq names its product SKI family transcriptional corepressor 1b (gene skor1b). Bases 258 to 2549 code for a protein of 763 amino acids. The transcript has 8 exons. Gene Ontology annotation, molecular function: DNA-binding transcription factor activity, RNA polymerase II-specific; SMAD binding; RNA polymerase II cis-regulatory region sequence-specific DNA binding. Gene Ontology annotation, biological process: negative regulation of BMP signaling pathway; negative regulation of transcription by RNA polymerase II. The record is from RefSeq and is a predicted model, not a curated record. Gene Ontology annotation, cellular component: nucleus; transcription regulator complex. Lineage: Eukaryota; Metazoa; Chordata; Actinopteri; Pleuronectiformes; Soleidae.
GCACUGCUGCUGCUGCUGAUGCUGAUGCUGGCGCAACACAAACCGUCCGCACACACCGACAGCGGAGCAGAGAGAGAGGAGGGCAGCGUGCAGGAAGGAGGCGGUGCUGCACGGACAACUGCGUCCCACUCCUAAAGCAAACACCUUUACAUUAUCCAGCACAUACUCCUGAUCGCUCCCACACUCAGUUGCUCACAGCUUUCUCGUUCACUGCGGAGGGGAGCUGCGCGAACAUUGAAGCCUCCAGGCCUCCAAGCAUGGACCCCUUACCUGCGGGCCGAGACUCCAGCUCUUCGCCAAGCUCCAAACAAGAACUUUCCUACCCGAGCACUAACCUGAAGCCCAAUCAGGUGGGAGAGACGGUGCUGUACGGAAUACCCAUCGUGUCUUUGGUGAUAGAUGGCCAGGAGAGACUUUGCCUUGCGCAGAUAUCUAACACCCUGUUGAAGAAUUACAGCUACAACGAGAUCCACAAUAGGCGUGUGGCGCUGGGUAUCACCUGCGUCCAGUGCACCCCAGUCCAGCUGGAGAUCCUGCGCAGAGCCGGGGCCAUGCCAAUCUCCUCCAGGCGCUGCGGGAUGAUCACUAAACGCGAGGCAGAGAGACUUUGUAAGUCAUUUCUUGGGGCCCAUUCGCCUCCCAAACUUCCAGAGAAUUUUGCCUUCGAUGUGUCCCACGAGUGCGCCUGGGGGAGUCGAGGCAGCUUCAUCCCGGCCAGAUACAACAGCUCCAGAGCCAAGUGCAUCAAGUGCUCCUAUUGCAACAUGUAUUUUUCACCAAAUAAAUUCAUAUUUCACUCGCAUCGCACGCCGGAGUCCAAGUACACGCAGCCAGACGCAGCAAAUUUCAAUUCUUGGAGACGACAUCUUAAAUUAACAGAUAAAGGCAGCCAGACAGAUGUUCUACACGCGUGGGAAGACGUGAAGGCCAUGUUCAAUGGGGGAAGUCGUAAGAGGACGCUGCCAGGCAGUGGGUCAGACUCCAGCUCCUCGUUAAAAUCACACGGACACAACCGUCCCCAAGGCUCACCCGAGAUUCCUGCAAAAAUCCUCAGCUGCGAGGACAAUCGCGGCGGUAUGAGCAGCGCGCGCAGCUACCCGGUCAUCCCGGUGCCCAAUAAAGGAUUUGGAAUGCUGCAAAAAAUCCCACCGCCGCUGUUCCCACAUCCGUACGGCUUCCCAGCUUUCAGCCUGUGCCAGAAGAAAGAAGACGGUUUGCUGGAGGAGCAAAGCAAGGCGGGCCUCCCGGGCGUGCUGUGGCCCGGUACCAAGGACAGCGCCUAUCACUCCUUCCCCAUGUUCUGGCCUGCGACGGGCGCGCUGCCCAUGCCGCCGUACCCACAGACUCCACACAAACACGCACCACAGCUGCUGUGUCCACCCAGACACGUUGACAUGGACCUACCCGAGCACAGUGACCGCAGCACCAACUCGUCCAAAGACAGCGUAGUUGAUAACGACCGGUGCUCCAGCACCCAGUCCGCGCGUAACGAAGACGACAAGUCCGGGGAUGAGGCGAGGCCGCUGGAGGCGGUGGCGCUCGCGCCCCGAAAAAUCAGCUACGUCUCCGCGUUCAGACCCGUCAUUAAAGACGCAGACUGCAUCGCUAAGCUGUACGGCAACAGGGGCGCGUACAACGGCUGUCGCACAGGCUACUUGUCGCCCGAUUUUUUAAGUGAGAGCUCAAGCUACCGAUCCGCGUCCCCCUGCGUGGACAGUGAGGGCGAACCGGACGUGGACGUGGAGACAAACAAAACACCCGAUGAGGAGGAGGAUGAGGAGGUGGAGAACUCCCGGCCUCAGUCCUCGGUGUGCGCUCGGACUCCCCCCGGCUUGACACACAGUGUUUCCCCCAGCGACUCCGAGUGUAAGAGCGCGCAGGAGAGCAGCGUGUUUGACUCCCAGAAAAUGGGUCUACAUGUGGCCCAGUCCACGGACAGAGAACUGCAGAGCAAGCACUUAUCAGAGACCCACAUAGCCGCGUCUUUCACUGAAGUUUACACACCGGAGAGGAGUGAAGUGCAACAAAAGAGAAGUCCGUAUCAGUUCAGACCUGCCAAUUACCUCAGUGGAGCGCUCACAAAAAACGAUGAGAGUGCGAGUAAAGAGGAGCCGUCUUCAACAGUGGAGGAGAUCGAAACGAAAUCGUUUAAUGAACAAAGCAGCGACGAAUCCCAACGUGAGCCAGAGGACGGCGAGGACGCGCCAGCCAGAGCUGUGCCAUCACACGUAGAAAAUCUAGAAAAAGAGGAACUCCAGAAGCAACUAUUAGAGCAGGUUGAGCUGAGGAAAAGGCUGGAACGUGAAUUUCAACAUUUGAAAGAUAAUUUUCAGGAUCAAAUGAAGAGGGAGCUUUCCUACAGAGAGGAGAUGGUUCAGCAGCUCCACAUCGUCAGAGAUGUUGACUCCUCGCCACUGCAGCGGCUCCUGCUCCUUCAAGUCUCCUCUGCUUCCUCCAUGAACCACGUCUCUCCACUGGGGAACGCAGGACGCGUCCGGACGCGGCUCCUGGCAAACUGCACACCACAGGAAACCCACUGGCACUCCUGAGGAUUCGAGUCAAACACCGACUAACUUGUAUACUUGUACAUUUUAUAAACGUGGAUCUGCUCAAUUUUUUUUCUGAAAAACGAUACAACUGAUAUUUAUGAUUUGUGGCAAAGUGCAAUGUACUGUAUCUAGUAAUAGUUAUUAAAGUUUUUUUUCGGUUUUCUGUUGUCAAUGAUAAGCUUGUAAAUAGCUAAUUCUUGUGAAUUAGCCUACUACUUUUGCUGUGUUCUUCUCUGCAGGCCAUCUGCUUACUUCAGUGGUUGCGCACUUUAAAUGAGUGAAACUUUUUUUUUUGGCCUAUACAAAAAUCAGAAUUUGUAGCUGUCAAACCAUUGUAUAUCUCCUGUAUGAAGAAUCGACACAGAACACAGAAGUUAGUAGGCUAAAUGAAUACACCCAACCCUGUAAUAGUUUUCAUCGCUAAUGAAUAAAUCAUUUUAUCAAAAGACGGUGUGGACUCUCGUUCUAACAGGAAUAAUGGACAUCUGGACCUUUUUUUCACAAGAUAAGCAACAAACCACUAUGUUAUGAUAAUUAAAUCUAUUUAUAUAAAUUUUUGGGGGCAACAAAAAAAUGUGUUUUCACUUUUUGAGUAUAGCCUACAGUUAUGGUUAUAAAUGUAGAUUUUCAAAUAGACAGUGUGUAAAACAACUAUUAUAAAAACCAGCAAAUGAUCGUAAUGUAUGCUUCAUUGGCCAUUAUUUGUUCUGAUACUUUAUUAAUUAACAGUGGCGCAAAUAAUAAUACUAAUCAUAAUAAUAAUGAUACUACUAAUAAUAUAAAAAAACAGGCGAAACUUCUGUUCGAAAACCUAUCUGCAAAUAGUAAAUCAGCCAGUAAAAUCCUGCUUGCAGUAACAUAAUCUUCGAUUGUUAAACCAUCGCAAUAAUAUUCUUCUUUUUCUUUGCUUUUAUUUACAUAUAUCUCGUACUCAGCAUUUGGUCAAGGAGGAGCAAUUAAGCCCACUUUUAGAUUUUAAGUGGUUUCUGAAGCGGCACUAAGAGAGAAGUCUGGAAUAGACCUAAUGUGUAAAUAAUAUAUGAUAAUGUGACCUAUGUGAAACUCGGUUGUGAUGGUUCUGACAAAACUGAUGUCAGUUUUUAAUAUUACUAACUGUUCGACAGUUUAAAUUAAACCACCAGGGCCAGUCUGCAAAAACAAUAAAGCCCUGUAAACAAUCCAGAUGUAACUUGCUUUGUUUUUUGUAUCUUAAAGGAAGGGGUUAAAGUGUGAGCUCUGUUAUGUGAUGUAUGUUAAAUCGUAUUUGAAAUGUCAUGUAAAAGAAAAUAAAUUAUCAUCUGACA